Saprolegnia diclina VS20 is the source of this 1678-nucleotide messenger RNA. RefSeq lists its product as hypothetical. The record is from RefSeq and is a predicted model, not a curated record. The transcript is spliced from 3 exons. NCBI's taxonomy places the organism in Eukaryota, Oomycota, Saprolegniomycetes, Saprolegniales, Saprolegniaceae. The coding region runs from base 578 to 1678 and encodes 366 amino acids.
GCUGGUCGCAACAAGAACCGGAAGGCGAAGAAGACCCACAACUCUGGGAAGGGGCACAAGGCACACAAGCGCAAGGUCGGCCCACUCAACGGCCACGGCGCUUCGGCCCUUCGGCUCGUUCUCUCGUCCCGUACCUCGGAGACCCCGACGGUGUCGCACGCCACGACAACCUCAACAGUUCUGGCCCGAGUGACCGCAACUGGUGCUCCAGCAACCCCAACUUCGGCCACUGUAGCCUCAACUGCGGGACCGGCGACCUCAACGACUGCCCCGAUGACCUCGAUUUCCACGGUUGCGAUUGAGGUCAUCGAGAUAGACACGAGCGACGAUGAUGAGAUUGCGAUGACUGAGUGCGCGAAAAGCCCUAUGCCGGUAGACGCUAUUGUCCAGGACGCGUCGGUGACGGAACGCGAUGGCGACGUUGUGGGUACCCAUGUGGCCCAUGCGGCCCAUGGCGAUCGAGCGGUAGAGACGGAGGAGGACGGGUCAAAUCAAAGAAUGAGGAAAGCUGAGCACGAGCAACGCGCUCGGAUCACUUAUAUUGUCGAAUAGAAUCUGUCUCUACCGCUCGAUCGCCAUGGGCCGCAAGAAGAGCAAGAAGAGCGGACGCAAGAAGCAACGUCUGUCGAACGGCCUGUCGAACGGCCUGUCGAACGGACAGCCGAAGGACCUCCGGAACGGCCGCCACAAGUCGUCAAACGUCGAGAUGCAAUCAAGCCAGCUGGACACGACGGCCGAGGCCUCGACGCCGACCGCUGCGCCGCCGACGUUCGCCGUGAUGGACGGCGCACUUACCCUCGGCGGUCUCGCGGCGGCAGCCAAGGUCUUUUGCGCCCAUGACGGCGAGAUGUCUCCGAUGCUCAUUGCGCGCAACGUGCCGCUGGUCGCGUGGCUCAAGGAUGCAACGCUCAACGCCCGGCAGUUCCACGUCAUCUUGUGGGGCACGUUCAAGGGCGAUCCUCGGGACCCGGCGACGCUGGCUGCGAUCUACAUCGCCCGACGCACUCCCGGUCCCGCGCAUCAGCAGGCUUUGGGAAAUACGAUGAUGGAUCUUGCGAGGCAGGCAAUCAACUUUCCCGAUGCGUUCUACGUUGGACCUUGCGAGGGGCUCACGCUCGGUAAUGGUGAAGUGAGUGAGCCGGACAUGGCGAUCUUCCAGCGCAUUGAUGGGCUGAGGUGCAUUGCCCAUCCGUGCUUGGUGAUGGAGCUCGACCACGAGAACCGCUCGUUCCCGGUGCUAGAGAAGUGGACCAAGGAGUACAUUAGCGUCCAGAUCCACACAGCUGUCGGCGUCAAGAUCUUCGGCGACCAAGAUGGCGAGGUUGGUCGCUUUGGCGCCGUCGCGCUCAUGUACGUUCUUGGCGAAGACGGCGCUGCGACGCUCCGGUUUGCCGCGAGCAUUGGCACGGCGCCGCUCACGCCUGAAUCUAUGCGCGGGAUGAGCGACGAGGUGCGUGCCGCGAUGCAGCAUUUCGAAGACGGGGUUGCGCACGAAGCGGCUCUGCACCAUGUGCGCUGGGCCCACCCGACGCUGGCUCCGCCGCGCAUCGAGCUCACGGUGGACGAUCUCUGGUACCAAGAUGAAGACAACUUGCUCGGCGCGGCGCCGCCGAAUCUCACGAGCCUCUUCAUCGACCUCUACACCGUCGCCAUGAGUGCGUAUUCCGCCAUGACCUAG